Messenger RNA from Mercurialis annua (annual mercury), 1467 nucleotides. RefSeq lists its product as uncharacterized. Gene Ontology annotation, molecular function: chromatin binding. Lineage: Eukaryota; Viridiplantae; Streptophyta; Magnoliopsida; Malpighiales; Euphorbiaceae. Gene Ontology annotation, cellular component: nuclear inner membrane. The record is from RefSeq and is a predicted model, not a curated record. The transcript is spliced from 9 exons. Bases 68 to 1240 code for a protein of 390 amino acids.
GUUUAUUAGGAACUUGUGAAAAACCCCCAAAAACACACAAGUCUUUGGAAACCUUUGGAGAAAAUCCAUGUCUUCUUCUUCAACUAAAAAGCACAGAAAAUCCAAUGCUUCUCCAUUGAUGGAACCUCCCCAUAACUUGUUUCCAUCGAAGCAAGAGUUCUUAAGACUUCUAACAGUCUUAGCAAUAGCAUCUUCCGUAGCUUUAACCUGUAAUUUCAUUACCACUUACUUCAAUCCCGCCCCCACAAACCCAUUUUGCGAUACCCAUUCCGAUUCCGAUUUAUCCUACCCAGAUUUUUGCGAGCCUUGUCCAAAAAAUGGAGAAUGUACUCAAGGCAAGUUGGACUGUGCUGAAGGAUAUAGGAGGGAUAGAAACAUAUGUGUAGAAGAUGGAGAUUUAAAUGAAAGAGCUAAGAAACUUGUCCGUAUUAAGAAUCUCAUUCGUUAUGGUACACUAAUUUUCCAAUCGGAGUCGGUGGAAAAUCGCCUUUGUCAAGCUAAUGCUCAAUUUAUGUGCUAUGGAACUGGAAAAUUCUGGAUCCAGGAGGAUGAUAUCUGGAAUGAUUUGGAGAGACACCAACUAAUGGAAAAUCUUCAGUCAGACAAUGCUUCGUAUAUGUUUACUAGAAAGAGAGCAAUGGAGAUAAUUGACAAGUUAUUGGAGAUGAGGAAUAAUUCUAAUGGGAACAAAGAGUUGAAAUGUCCGGACCUGGUUGCAGAAAGUUACAAACCAUUAUCUUGUCAACUUUACCAGUGGAUAUUCAACCAUGCAUUUGUAAUUGCACCUCUUUGUGUGCUGGUAGUUGGAUCAGUGUGGUUACUUAGAGUAUUUCAACGUAGAUGGUAUCUAUCAGCCAGAUGCGAAGAGCUCUACCACCAGGUCUGUGAGGUACUUGAAGAGAAUGCCUUGAUAUCAAAGCAACCAAAUGGUGAAUCUGAACCUUGGGUCGUUGCCUCUCAGUUACGAGAUUAUUUGCUUGCGUCUAAAGAAAGGAAAGAUCCUGUGUUGUGGAAAAGGGUGGAGCAGUUGGUACAGGAAGAUUCUCGAGUAGAUCGGUAUCCUAAGCUUGUGAAGGGUGAAUCAAAAGUUGUGUGGGAAUGGCAAGUUGAAGGUUCCUGGAGUUCAGCGAGGAUGAGAAAGAAAAGAGAAUCGAGCAAGUCGAAGUCCCGUGAAGGCCUUGGUGCAGAGUUUGGUAAACAAAUCCAUGCAUUGAAUUCUGGUGCACUUUUAGCUGAAUGAUUUUAAUAUCAUACUUGAAACUUGUGUUAUUUUGCUGAACAUUUCUUGUGCCAUAAGUUACAUCAUUUUGGGAUUUACAAGCACAAAAUGCCUGUUAAGGGCCCUAGAUAUUGCUGUUUAGGUGCCUGAUGAUUGUAUAGUUUGUAAAUGUGAUGGAAAAUGGUAUUAUUCAAAGAGGAUGGAAAAUCAAUCAAAUCGGCUAGUUUAGCCCAUUCACAAAUGACAAA